Strongylus vulgaris is the source of this 681-nucleotide messenger RNA. The record is from the annotation of a GenBank genome assembly. NCBI's taxonomy places the organism in Eukaryota, Metazoa, Nematoda, Chromadorea, Rhabditida, Strongylidae.
GUCAUGGAUCUCGAGAUUUUCGUGCAGUUGAUGGCGCAAUUUUACGAGAACGGUUGGAUGAGGGGGAGUGGAGGAGCGUCUGACAUAUUCAUUUUCGACUUGCGGAGCAAACAGCAAGUUCAGCGUCCAUUACAUGCGAGAGUGAACGCGUCAUCAUGUGCCGUGUUAUUUACCUUGAUUAUGAAACAUACAGGUACUAACAUCGCUCAGUUCAUUGCACAACUAACAGGAGAAGCGUUUGGUUCGAAGUGCGUCAUACACACCCAUGGAAAAGCGGCAAAUCUCAUUACACAAUUACUGAGGAACAAAGAAUUCUUUGAAAUUUCGCAUCAAGAAUAUAUUAAAGGAGUCUACGAUCCAUUCACUGGAAAGAACCUAAACUACGAUGACACACUAACGAUUCCAAUUAUUGAGAACCAACCAAGAGAAGAACAAUUAAUGCCUGCUCUGGAAGAGUGCUUGAAAAUCAAUCAGCGAACCUGUGCCGUACUUGUACGCAAUCACGGACUUUUUGUGUGGGGUUCAUCGUGGGAGAAAGCAAAAAUAAUGACAGAAUGCAUCGAUUACCUCUUGGAUUUGGCUAUUCGUAUGAUUCGGCUUAAGAUUCCACUGAUAGAAGAUCAGCCAAUGGAAAAAUCGGUGAUUUUGGAUAAAGAGUAUCAGCAUAUUUUUUACCCUUAG